AUGCAUGUUAUGAGCAGCCUGUCGCCGACCAAUGAGACAGAAAGCUUCAGCAGCGACGGCAGCAGCGCCACUACCACAGCCAGCACCCCCACAAACUCUGAUUCCUCCCAUAUGUCGGACCUCACCACCUCCCCUCCCACUGUCCCCUCCACCCCCUUCCCCAGUGAGCCCCCCUUGCACCCCGCUGCUCCACCCCACUGUGAUGCCCCACCCCCACCCCCGCCCCCCAAUGCCCCUCCGCCCCCUCCCCCACCACCGACUUCCCUCUCUUGCCACGGCGUGCGGAAGAAGCGGCGGGUGCGGAGCUUCUUCUGGAAACCCAUCCCGGAGGAGAAGGUGCGGGGGAAGCCUAACAUCUGGACAAUGGCAGUGCGCUGCCAGCAACAGUAUCAGAUUGAUGUGCGCUCCGUGGAGGAGCUUUUUGGCCAGCAGGAGGAGGUGCAGGGCCGUGGGGUUGCUCCGGCCACUGGUGGUCUCUCCUCAACCGGUAUCACCAGGUCAAGAUCCUUCAAAGAGAACAAGGAUGAGAUCAGUAUCCUGGACUCCAAGCGGGGCAUGAAUGUGGGCAUUUUCCUCAAGCAGUUCAAGAAGUCCAAUCACUCCAUUGUGGAGGACAUCCGCCAAGGAGACGGCAAGCUGUACGGAGCCGAGCUCCUCAAAGAUCUGCUCAAACUCCUGCCUGAGUCUGAAGAGGUAAAGAAACUGAGGGCAUUUAAAGGCGACCCCAGCAAACUGACCCUGGCAGACUCCUUCAUGUACCUGUUGAUUCAGGUGCCACGGUUUGAAGUACGCGUCGAGGCCAUGGUCCUCCGCGAGGAGUUCUUCCCGUCCUGUUCCGUGAUGAGCCGCGAGAUCGAUGUCAUACGUGUGGCCACCAAAGAGCUGAUGACCUGUGAGGAGCUACAUGCCAUCCUUCACCUAGUCCUGCAGGCUGGCAACAUCAUGAACGCUGGCGGCUACGCAGGCAACGCCGUAGGCUUCAAGCUUUCAUCGCUCCUUUCACUGGCUGACACAAAGGCCAACAAACCAGGCAUGAAUCUGCUGCAUUUUGUGGCUCUAGAGGCACAAAAGAAGGACGAGAAACUGCUCAAGUUCCCUGAGAAACUUGCAGACAUCCAGAGUGCUUCCAGAAUAUCAGUGGAGAACAUCGAGCUGGAGUUCUCAUCCCUCUAUGUCAGGACCCGAUCCCUGGAGGAGAAGGUCCAAAACGAUGCGGAACUCCUAGAGCAGCUGGACCCCUUCCUGCAGAGCUCAACAAAAACCCUGCAGGACCUAAAGAGGCGCAGGCUGGACCUGCGGAAGGAGGGCAACGCACUCAUCGACUUCUUCUGUGAAGACAAGGAAACUUUCAAACUGGAUGAGUGCUUCCGUAUCUUCCAGGACUUCUGUCUCAAGUUCAAAAAGGCUGUCAAGGAUAAUCUAGAGCGGGACCUGAAGGAAGCAGCCAGGCAGCGGCGUCUAAGAGAACUGGAGGAGAAACGUUUCGCCUGGGCUGCAGACAAGCAGCAGGCCACCAGCGGUGGUAACGGAAGCUUUGGCCGCAGCAGCAGUGAGAAUGAUGUGGAUAUGCUAACCAAGGAAGGCCUUCUAGACUUCCUCCAACAGCGUCCUGCCAGCCCCCACAGCCCCCUGGGCCGUUCAGCCAGUGCCCGCCGCCACCGCCACACAAUGGCUGCCAUGGCUGACCGCGAACUACAUGGCUACCUGGAGCUGUUUGGUGGCGGAGCAGCGCUGACAGCCGACUACGCCACCAAGUUCAACAGUCUUCCACGAUCAAGCCGCACCAUCCAACGAAGGACCGCCGACUGGCUUGUAUCGCAGAACGACAGCCUUGAGCUAGGAAGUGGGCGGCAGAUCUUGGCCACAUCCCCUCGUACUGAGAGUGAGCCUAUCAGCCCCUUGGCCAUGUACUCAUCCACAGGCUUUGAUGCCAAUGAGGACCCAUGUAAAAAUAUGAAUCACUACACGACCGUGUCCGAGGGGAGCGUCCUGCCUCGCUCAUGCCCCAACCAUAACGUCUUUCAGAAAACGGCCUCUCCUGUCGUGAAUGUCACGGCAAACAUGAACAUCAGCGUGGAGAGGCACACAUUAGUCCCAGGACUUCAACCGUUUGACCUUCCCAGUCCAAAUAAUAACACUAAUACCAUGCACUUUGUCAACCACAGAGACGUGGUUCUGACAGACUUGGAAAUGGAGAAGGAACCUCCAAAAACAAUCAUUUUGGAUACCCCACCUCCUUGUUUGGAGAGAGGAACAGAGCCCAAGGCGGCAUGGGAGGGUAAAAUGUCUCCGUUUGUGGUGGCCUCUCUUCAAAAGGAGGAAGAGGAAGACAGCAGCACCAUCUCCUCCACCACCUGCGACACACCCCUCCCUCUUGACCCCUCUGUGUCCAAUAACAAACCAUUGGUCUACACUUUGGACUGCACAGAAACAGAUUGCUCUGUGGCGUUUGACUAUUCUGAGAUUGAGAGCUUGCCUUUAAUGCGGGAUGGGUUGGUCCCUGACGUAAAUCACACUGAUCGAAACAACACCCAUGAGAACCUUCCAGACCCCAGCUUGCUAACCUCUAAUUCCAACACUGAGUCCAUAUCCACCAACGAUCAGUCCCAUCAGUCUACCUCCACAAAUGAGCUGUCAGCGCCGAAGUCUACAAAUGAACGUGCCCCAUCUGUGGGCUCCUUCGUAACCACAGAAGAGGGGGACACAGAUAGCUGUGACACGGCUGAGGUUAGGCAGGUGGACAAAAAAGCUGUGCAGACGUAUAGCUCUAAACCUGCACAAGUCAAGACCAAGAAUGCAUCGAAAAUCUCCAAGAACAGCGGAAUGGGUCGCAGCGUUCGGGCACUGACUACAACUGAGACCCAGGGCAUGCGGAAGGUGGUGCCCAUCUCUAAACUCACUCGAAGCCUUAGCCACAUUAGGAGGCCAGAGAGACCCGCUAUAGGCCAUGAGGGCGCAGAGCUCAGACGGCCACUCCGCGACCAGAGUACCCCGGCUAGGGGGAGGAAUGAGAUGACUGGUAGGCCUGCCCGUCACUCCAGUCUGCCACCUGAUGAGACCAAAUCCCAGGGGAGCACUGGCCUCUCUAGCUGGGCACGGGAUCCAAUUCCGCGUAAGGCUUCCUUCCGCAAACCCAGCGCAAAACCCUUGAGGAACCUGCCCAAGCCUCAACCGGAGGAGAAGAUGUGUCGUUCAACCAUGAGAGCCCUGGCCGCCCAGGCUCAGGCCAAGGGUGUGGUUGGAGCACAAUCUGAGGCUAGCACUACUGAGACACCCGCCCUUGGCCCCAAAACCUCCUCAGCUGCCCUGCCUGGUUGGGCCCGGAACACUGUGGCUUCUUCCUCCAGGACCACCAGGAAAGAACUUGCCCCAACCCUUUCCAAUCCCACAACCCCCUCACGGAGCCCCUCAAUGUUUUCCCGGAACAGCUCCCAGAGACAAGCACCUACUAGGGCUCCAGUAGCCACCACAACCCCACCUCCUGCCACAGGAGGGCAGCACUCACCACGGGAGGAGACAAAGGCAAAAGGGGGUGGGCUGCAAAGGGUGCAGAGUGUCAGAGCUUCAAGCCGGGCAAGUACCCAACGCAGUGACACCCCACCACCACCACCUGCCCACGAACGCUCCCGCAAGAGCAGUAGUUUCUCAGAAAAGUCUGUCCAAUCAAGAGACACUAUUAUGUCCUGUAGGACCCAUAAACCCACCUGGAAGUAGAACUAAAAUACUGCAUAACAGUCCAAGAUUGGAGCCUGGAAGUGGAAGUGGUAGUGGGAAAAAAAAUGGAGUGGAAAAAAGAAAGGAAAGUUGUCCGCAACAUUUUGAAUUAUUUUUCCUUUAAGGCAAGAUUUCCCAACCCUCUCCUUGGACAUUCCUAGAUGUUUAACACUUUUGUUUUAAAUCAACUGGCACACCUGAUUCAAUUAGUUGACCAGUCAUCAAGCCUCAACCGUAAAAACAAAAGAUUGAAACGUCUGUGUAGACCAGAGGGGUUGUUUGAGAAACCUUGAUUUAAAAUAAAGGAUGUUGUCCAAAGCAUCGAAAACACCUUUACUUGCUUGGUGAAGCUACUCCAAAGACUUCUCACCUCAUCCAUAUCAACUCAUUGCACAGACCUCUUAUUAAUACUGAUUUUAUAAAUUGCUAAAAUACAAAAUGCACUGUAUUUCAGAAGUCUGUUGGUUGAGAGAGUAUUCUUUCAUGAGUCACAAUUGUUCUGACAUUCUUUAUGGGGAGAAACAACUGACAAAGGGCAAAAUACCCCUUUUUUCUGUGGAGCCUUUUAUUUUGCCUGUUUUGUGGUCUUAAAUUGUAUAUACUGUAUAAUUACAUCAAAAUAGACAAAUAAAUGGUAACACUUUGUUUUAGAGCUAAGUUUAAGCAUGUACUGUCCUGGUAUUUACCCAAUGUUAACUAUGAUGCUGUGUAAGUAAAAAUAGAUUACUUUCUUGAUCAUACCUCAAAAAAUUCUAACACAUUUGGGAAGAACUAUGUAGCAAAUUAUAUAAGAAACAGCUGUGUCAAUAAGCCCAUUCCUAUGCAAUUGUUUGGUAAUAACUGUUUACAAAUAGGUCACUAAGACAUUUCUAUAAAACUACCUGGUAAACAACAACUGUAAAAUGAAGUGUUACCUAAAAUACAUUACUGAACAUUUGAACGCUGCUAAUUAGCUUUAACAAUUUGGAGACUGAUUUAGUGUCUUCCUUCAGGGUACAAGCUUUGUCAGAUUCUGCCUUGCUGCUGUAGUGAUUGUGACUUUGAUUUGAAUGGUUUUGUUUCCUUUGCACUGCCAUACUGUACACAGUAGCCUACAGUCAACACUAAAUAUUGCUGUUUUUCUGAUGCUUCAGCCUGAGCUUCAGCCUUGGAACCGAUAGGGCACACUUGAAAUUAGCACAAAAAAAAACAUUUAACUGACAAAUGGGAAAAGACUUACCUGAGAUUGUCCAACAAGGAAAAACAAAAUUAAAUGUCAGUUGCAAAACAAUUUUCUAUUUUGUUCUAAUAAACUCAACACUGCUCUUGGUGGCAUUGUGCUCGCUAGCAUUCAGCUACUGAGUAAAGCUUCUUUCCUGCUCCACUGAAGUUACAGCUUGGUUACACUUGAUUUAGCAGUAGCCUUUUACCAGAGUGACUCAUCAAUUUGUCUCUAUGUGGCUAUAUUCAGUCCAACCAGGUAUCCAGAGUUCCAUUUAAAAUACAUUCUUAUUGAUGCACCACAGGACUGCCAAUUUGGACAAUACAAUAUGUGCAGUCAGAAACUAACAGAACUAUUUGAAUUCUAAUGUAUGUAUCAAGGAUAGUUAAUUGUUACUUUAGUAAAUACAGACAGUUAGUUAUCCAUCCUUUGGUAUUUAACACCACUGUAAACUUCUGCCUUUACCUCCUACAAUACAGUACAUGCUAAAUGUACUUUGUCAUGCAAUGUCUUUUUUAUGUACCUCUGGUACUUUUGUCAUAUGUAUUUAUGUAUCGAUAAUGUUUCUUAAUGCUUUCAAAAGAACCCCUCCAUUUUAGCUUGGAGUAGACGUGCACACAAAGGAAAUAAUUGUCCUGCUUCAUGCUAUAGCUAGAUUGAUGCUAAUGCUGUGAAAAAAAAGCAUUGAACAUGUAGCUCUUCAGACUGAAUUAACGUCUCCAUGUUUCGUCAAAAUCUUGUAAUGCUUGAUUUUUCUACUGUGAAUGUCAUCAUGGUCUCCUGAUUUUUCAGUACAACUUGACAUUGUAUAUUUGUGGUCUUUGACCACCAACAGUCGUAAUUUAUGUGAUACUGUAGAGACUUUUCAGCCUUGCCAUUGCUGUUCACUAGCCUGUUCUCAGGUCAGUUUGUGCCCUCUUGCUAAAUCUGAUCGUCAAGUCAGCACACACCGAUAUGAAACCGGCCAGCAAGUCACACCAUUUGCCUUUCAAACUGCUUUGUGCCAUUGACUUGAAACAAGAACAAUAGUGCAUUAACUUAAAGCUUGAUGUAGCAGACUAUAGCUGUCCUAUUAUCAGUAACGUGUCCUGAAUUUGUACAUAAGUAUAGAAAGCCUCCCUACAUUUUAUUGCACCUGCUGAAAUUAGACCAGAUUCCACUCUGUAUAUACUGUAAAGACAUAUUUUUGAUUAUACAUAGCUCUCAAUGUUUACAUGUAGCAAACUGUUUAUGGAUGCUUGGAAGAAGUGUAAGGAAAAGUCUCAUGACUAGAGUUAAUGGUGAAGGUUGUUCCCAAAAAAAA
Esox lucius (northern pike) is the source of this 6218-nucleotide messenger RNA. RefSeq names its product FH2 domain containing 1 (gene fhdc1). The record is from RefSeq and is a predicted model, not a curated record. Bases 1 to 3714 code for a protein of 1237 amino acids. NCBI's taxonomy places the organism in Eukaryota, Metazoa, Chordata, Actinopteri, Esociformes, Esocidae. The transcript is spliced from 11 exons.